UGUCCGUUAAAGUCCUAUCUGUGAUUAAAAUUUGAUUUGAUUAUAACGAUAUCUUAAAAGUUAACUGUUGUGAAUAAAAGCAAACAAAAAAUAAUCUGAAGGUAUUCAUUUUGUAUUUAUAAACUAAAAAAAAAGGUGUACAGUAUUUCAUCAUAUGGUAACAAUGAAUAACUUCGAAGCGAUGGAAUUCAAAAGUAUUGCACCAAAUUCGCUUUGCGAUCCAUUUUUAAAUAUAUCAAUGAAUGACAUAGAUAUUGGAAGGGAAUCUAUACCUUUGUUGGAACUUAGUAAUUCGUUUGGAAGAGAGUCAUUGGGAAUUCUUAAGCUAGGCUGUGAUAUAAAUAAUCGUUUAAAUAAUUUACCUCUAUACAAAAAUCCACCCAACAAUGAUGCAUCUCCUAAUGUAUUAGACAGAGGUUUUUUCCUUUCAUCACACAGCGAUUUAAAAAGUGCAUCAACAAUAAAUUCUUCCAAUUUUUCAUUCAAUUUAAGAGCUCCUGAUCAACUUUCUCUCAUAAACAUAUCAGAUUUUCCAAGUUCGAUUCAAUAUUCUAACAGUACCAAUCUGUUGAAUGAUGGUUUUUUAUGUACAACUGCAUUGAGUGAAAAACUUCUUCAAGAAUAUAGAUCUCGAUUCAAUUCCUUGCCUAUUAUAACUGAUGACAAAAAUGAAGUCCUGGCCAAGCGGACUGUAGAAAGAGCCUCGGAAGGAUGUCAAAUCAAUGCUAAUAUUUUGGAAGACGAGGGAAAUAAAUUUAAUGACUCUGUUUUCAUAGAAGCUCAUUAUUUAGCAGCCAAAUUCAAAGAAGAAGGAUCAAAGGAUGGUUUUGUUUUGGAUGAGACAGAUCCUCCAGAACUCAUUAAUGGAGAUCUAGAAAGCAGUAAUAACAGUAAAGAGGAAAAGGAAAAAUGUGAUAGUGAAGAAAUAUUCAAGAAAAUAGAUAAAUUGCUUCCAGCUAAUGAGCUACAUAAACUCAAUAAAAAACUAGAAAAUCAUAGUUCAGAACAUUUGAAACUGCAAGAUAGAAAUACAGCAUCUCCAUUACCAGUGAAAGAAAAACCAGUUGAGACUGAACCGCAAAUAUCACUAUGUAAUCCUAUUUCUUCAAGCAAUGGGUAUAUCGAUGAAGCGAAUGGAAAAUCUGAUGAGAUAGAUAAUAUGAAAGAUACUGGAUCUGAAAAAAUUCAUGUAGAGGAAACAGAUAGAAUACUCCAAGCCCUUUCUCUCAUCCUCACAAAGAAUGAUAGAAGUAAAAAGGACACAGAAGAAGGACAAUGUUUGUUAAAUACUUUACAAGAUAUGCUGUCUAACAAUUCUAAAGAGAAAAGUAAAUCCAUUAUUAAUGAAUCUUCUAAGAGUACAAACUGUACAAACAAUAUUCAUAGCACUUCCACAAAAUCUCAAAGUAGUUCAAACUUAAAUCAUUCUACCACAGGGAAUAGCCUAAAGAAAAAACAUAGUAAUUCAUUUUCAUACCCAAACAAAGCAUUGAAAACAAAAUUGAAUUCUGGUGUAGUUAGAUCCCCAAGUUUUGAUGGGUCCAAAACAAAAAACUCUGUGAGUAGUGCUGAAUCUAGUGUCGAAGUUAGAAACUAUAGUGGUGAAAAUCGAGCAAUCAAUUUAAAAUUGAAGAAAAUAAAUUCUACGACUAUGAGAAGAGGACCUAUGAAGGCAACUGUUCCUAUGGAAAAUAUAACCAAACCACAAAUAAAGGGUACUCCUACUAAAACCCAGCAAAUUCUACCAAAACUGAAAUCUAGAAUAAGUACUCCUAUUCGUGAUCUUCAAAUAAAACCCAUGGCACAAUCUACUCCAGAUAAUAAAACAAAUAAUAAUUCAUUGCCUAUGGAAAUAACCAAUGUCCGAAGUUUAAGUUCUUCGAAUAUCCAGGAAAAAUCUACUUAUACAAGUCCAGUAACAAGUGUUUCAUCCUUCAAAGAUAGUUUUCAAUCUAAAGAACGUCAGUCUUCUCAAUUACCAAGAAGAAAUUCAGUAUCUGAGGGACGUAAAUCGUCCACAUCUUCAGAUGUCAAAAGAAGUUUGAGUAUGAAAGAAAGCUCUAUCAUGAAGGCAAUGAGCAAAAUAAGACAGAACAUUUCAAUGUCCAAAGGGCCACUUCGUGAUUGUUCUAAUUUAUCAUCAAGGGAGAGUUUGAGUUCAUCUGGAAAGAUUGUCACUACACCGAAGAGAGUGGUAAGUGAAGAAAGAAAAAUUAUAUAUUAAGACGAGAGGUUUUGGCAAGGAGAACACUUCUGCUGUUUGUUGAAUUAUACAUUCUUUGUACUUAAUUUUAUCCAAUUGAUGUGAUAUGUUAAACUGAUUUUUAUAUGUUUUAUUUUUUUGUAAUAAAAUUCUGAUAUGAUCAAUUGA
Molecule: messenger RNA, 2371 nt
Organism: Harmonia axyridis
Lineage: Eukaryota; Metazoa; Arthropoda; Insecta; Coleoptera; Coccinellidae
Product: rho GTPase-activating protein gacF-like
Exons: 9
Coding region: 155-2224 (689 amino acids)
Source: RefSeq, a predicted model, not a curated record